Molecule: messenger RNA, 1326 nt
Organism: Melampsora larici-populina 98AG31
Lineage: Eukaryota; Fungi; Basidiomycota; Pucciniomycetes; Pucciniales; Melampsoraceae
Exons: 5
Coding region: 1-1326 (441 amino acids)
Source: RefSeq, a predicted model, not a curated record
AUGGCACCGAAACCAAAACCGUACCGCCCUCUUAAAAAGAGGAAGACGCCAGCCACUGACUUACAGGCAGAUUUCCGAAAGCAGGAGGAGCAGGAUGUGAAGGAAAUGGAGCAAGUACGUCCAGCAAAUGCCCAACCACCUUCAAACUCCGGAGCACAUGAAAUCGAUCAUGGCAACUUUGACAAUAAUCAAAUUGAUGAUAGAAAUGUAUAUGAUCCUGGACACAGACCUGAUGAUGGCGAGUGGGAAGAUAUCCAAGUCGAAGUUGAAGAAGUCAAUAAUCAGCUGUCAGAAGAACAUCGACAAAUCAUUGCAGCACUCAACUCAAAUCUGUAUCAAAGCAAAAGGCUAGCAUAUCAAGCCAAAUGGGCCAGUGCGGUUGAGGCGAUGGUUGAUGUGUAUAUCAUAGCCCAAAAAAAAACUGGAAAUUGGGGAAACGGGGUACUUUGGAAACAUGAUCAUAAAAUACCAUGUCGGUGUGCAGUUUCCUCACGCGUAGUCACCUUAGUGGACAUUCACAUGUCCGGAGUGCUCUCCUGGACCAACAAUGUAGAGAAGAGGCUGGCCAAAUCGUCAUCAAUGCUGUCUGAUUUGGCCAAAUUGGAUCCUAAGUAUACCACGAAUUAUUUUGAACAACAAUGGGCGAGGAAGCGACAUAUUCAGAGAAAUGUCAUCAAUGCCACCACACGUAGACUCAAAGAACGCAUGGGUGUUCUAUUGGAUCUUGAGGAAGACUUAAUUGAGGCACGUGAUACUCUGGAUCUUUUGGAAGCAGGUACCGCCCCUCUACGUACCCAAGAGCAGCAGCACGAGCUGCUGGACUUGCCCAGAACUCUGACAUCACUGGAGAACAAGAUACAAAAUGUAGCUAAUGAGUUGGGCUCCCAACAGUUUCGAGAACUGACUGGAAUGACUGAUGAUCGAGCUAAACCUAGGAUGUUGCUCCAAAUAGCCAAAUCAAAGAUGUACGGCACAAAGGUUGAUUGCAUUGAAAUGCAAUGUCGAGCUGACGGCACGACCGGUGACGAUCCAGUGACAAUCUCACUUCAAUUGGGCAUGGCCAAACGGGCAUGCAAACUUUGGAUAUCAUGGAAAUGGGGCAUUGAAGAUGUGAUGUCUCGAACAGCACCCUAUCUUCAGCUUCCAGACGCUUUCGAUCGUGACUUGUUAUCGAAUUGGCAUAAUUUGGUCAAUUCAUGCCCAGCCCAUUGGUCUGAGAUGAUUGGAACUCCUAAUGAGAUGGAUGAUGAUGAUGAUGGGGACGAGGGGUUAUUGGAUAUAUACCUCCUUGAAGAUCUUGUUGGAAAUCUCCAGAUUGUAUCAUAA